CGAAACGCGCAUGGGACCUGAGCUCCCGGCUUCAGCCUUGUAGCCCGGGUACUAGUCCCCGGGUCCAUACAGAGUAUACGGAUGCUUUUGGGUACCCAUCGUGGAGUCAGAGACCCCAGAAGGGACAGGGGCGCACCGCCCCACCCAGCUGGGCUGAGGAGAGGGCGCAGAGCCAGUCAGUUUCAGGAAGGAAGCUUGAAGCGGAGGGCUACGGAGCCCGGGCUCCUGACCUCCAAGCGCGGCCGAUGAAGGCUACAUUUUGGAACUGGAAGCUCAGACAAAAAGAAUUCGUUUGCACCACCAGCAAGGAGCUCAGCUAUGUGGACUCCCACCCGGAGGCAACUCUGCUUGGCAUUCCUGUUGGUCUGUGUGCUCUCUGCCGGCUCCUUCUUUUUCCACCUGAAUGGAAGAAACUUCUUUCGAAAUGGUCUAACUCUCUCUGUCCUGUGUUCAGACUAUCACCUGCUGAAGUCCCCAGUGACCAUGGUAUGCCUACCUCAUCCAUCGCAGACAUCCAAUGGCUCCCCUUCCUGUCCUGAGCAGUCCUCCUCGCUCUCUGGGACUUGGACAAUCACCCCAGGAGGCAGGUUUGGUAACCAGAUGGGGCAGUAUGCCACAUUGCUGGCCCUAUCCCAGCUCAAUGGUCGCCAAGCCUUCAUCCAGCCUGAGAUGCAUGCCGCCCUGGCCCCUGUGUUCCGAAUCUCCCUGCCAGUGCUAGACCCUGAGGUAGACAGCCUCACGCCUUGGCAGCACUUAGUCCUACAUGACUGGAUGUCAGAGGAGUACUCCCACCUGGAGGACCCAUUUCUUAAGCUGUCUGGUUUCCCCUGCUCUUGGACCUUUUUCCACCAUCUUCGGGAACAGAUUCGUAGGGAAUUCACUCUGCAUGACCACCUACGGGAAGAUGCCCAGCACCUGUUGAGCGGGCUCCGUAUAGGCCCGGUGGGCAUCCGCCCUCACACCUUUGUAGGUGUCCACGUGCGUCGUGGAGACUAUCUGAAGGUGAUGCCCAAUCGCUGGAAGGGUGUGGUGGGUGACCGAGCUUACCUCCAGCAAGCCAUGGACUGGUUCCGGGCCCGGCACAAAGACCCCAUCUUUGUGGUCACUAGCAAUGGCAUGAAAUGGUGUUCAGAGAACAUUGACACAUCCCAUGGUGAUGUGGUCUUCGCUGGCAAUGGACAGGAGGGUACACCGGGGAAGGACUUUGCACUUCUCACACAGUGUAACCACACCAUCAUGACUAUUGGCACCUUUGGCUUCUGGGCUGCCUACUUAGCUGGUGGAGACACUGUCUACCUUGCUAACUUCACCCUGCCAGAUUCGGAGUUUCUGAAGAUCUUCAGGCCUAAGGCUGCCUUCCUGCCUGAGUGGGUGGGCAUUAACGCAGACUUGUCCCGGCUACAGGCUCACCUUGACUCCUGGGAGCCAGACAGUCUUUUUAGAUUGUUCUGACUCAUCAAGAGUCAGCCAUCCAUGUCUUGAUGCUUUGGAGUACGGCUGUGGUAGUCCUGGAGCUGGGGGUGGGGUGGGGUGGGGGGUGGGCACUCAUUUCCAGACUUGCAGAUGAGCUUUUUGGAAAUGUUGGGAUGCUUUGCAGACAUUUCAACAGGAUAUCAUUUUCUGAUGGCAGGGGAAGCCCAAGUCAGCACUGUGAGCCACAGUCUCUUCCGACUCUCCUGGCUCACCUUCUUAGAACCUUUGGGCAGCUGCUUCUGGGUUAGGGAGGCUGAAGAAGAUCCAGACUUCCCAGCUGGCCUCCUGGAUUUCUGUGCUCAUUCUAGGCUGUUUCUGAGAGCCUGGUCCAAUCCCCAUGCAGCACACCCCAGGGCCCUCCCAACACUCCAGACAGUGAAGAAUGUAAUGAAGGUGGAUGCAAAAACUGUUUGCGGGAGCAGGGUCUCCUAAAAGAUCUAGGAACUUUUAAGAAAGCAGCUCAAAAGUUAAAGAACUGCACAGAUUAGUUCUGAAUUUAGGAUCAAGGAGGUCUCUUCUUCUGGAGAUGCUAUAGGGGAUCUGGGAUCUGUUUUCUAGAGGUAAUCAGGCCUACAGAAAAGAAGGGCAUGCCCCUGGGCUCGCAAAGUCCCUAAAUCUGGCUCUGAGAAGAUCUAGGGUAAAGGGUCUGAAGGUGUUUCAGGACCCCAAACCCAGCCUAUGCCCUGACAGAAGCACAUGCUUGAAGCAAGGAUGGGACAUUUGGCUGAGAUCAGGUACGCUUGAUGCUUUUUCAAGAAUGGAGGAAGUUUCCUCAGAUAGUAUUUCAUGUAAUUGUAUUCCCUUCCAAGACCAACUUCUAUUCUUCUCAGGGAGUUUCCGGGCACCUUUUCCCAACUUGGCCUGUACAGGCUGGAGAGAGGGAGCUGUGAAUUAAAGGGCCACAUCACCAAUACAUGUAUCUGAUGUGUUUGGAGCUGUGUACUGCAAAUGUGAGUGUGCAACACAAUAAAGGUGUGUGUGUGUGUGUCGA
Mastomys coucha (southern multimammate mouse) is the source of this 2464-nucleotide messenger RNA. It is a transcript of the gene Fut1, whose product is annotated as fucosyltransferase 1 (H blood group). The transcript has 3 exons. Gene Ontology annotation, biological process: carbohydrate metabolic process. The record is from RefSeq and is a predicted model, not a curated record. Gene Ontology annotation, cellular component: membrane. Lineage: Eukaryota; Metazoa; Chordata; Mammalia; Rodentia; Muridae. Gene Ontology annotation, molecular function: galactoside 2-alpha-L-fucosyltransferase activity. Bases 319 to 1452 code for a protein of 377 amino acids.